Messenger RNA from Danaus chrysippus (African queen), 363 nucleotides. Lineage: Eukaryota; Metazoa; Arthropoda; Insecta; Lepidoptera; Nymphalidae. The record is from the annotation of a GenBank genome assembly.
AUGCCUCCUCGAAAGAAACUAACUCGUGAGGAACGUCUUGAAAAGAAGCGUCUGGCAGAACGAUUGAGAUACCAAGGCAUAAAAAUUAUCCCGAAAGGUAUUCUCAACAGAAGGAAAAAAAAACAGAAGGGAACUAUUAAGACUGUAAACCAAAUGACACCCAGAGAACAACGAAAAGCCAGAAAGAUAUGGAGAGAAAAGGCAAAACGGCGGAGACGACGUUUAGCUCUUCAACAUAUUGGAAAUGCUCCUGCUACCCUACCUACUUCAGACGACGAAGUUCCUCCUAAUGAAAAUAUUAAUCAACGAGCGCAAGCUGACAACGAAGAUCGAUCCAGGCAAGGCGAGCAAGAAAUAUAUUAA